AUGGCAACUCUAACUUUACGCCGAGGAGGACGGGAGAAAGAAGCUGUCGGAAACGGUACUGAAUUCAAACUGAUCAAUAAAACCAAGGAUUUACCCUCGCUAAUCCGGGAGAAGGCUUGCCAUGGGCUCCCGGCUUCCGAAGUCAAAGACAGAGAGAAAAGGAAAAAGAAGAAGAAAGACACGACCAAAGACAAAAAGAAGGCGGCCAACAGCUCAAAGAAAAGAGGUCACUCCAGCACGCCAUCAAACUCCGACGACACAGAUAAGCCUCUGUCUGAGCCUGUCAUCAGCACAUCCCCUGUUCGGACCAGAGCAGAGCCAGAGAGAACCGGUACCCCGCAGGCCAAACUCACAGGCCAGCCCAGACCUCGGGGGGAGAAAGGGACCAGGAAGAACAGGAGGAAGCAGGAGGAGGAGUCAGUGCCAGAACCUGCAGUAGCCCCACCUACUGCCUCACCUCAAGAGGAGGCCAGCCUCAGCAGCUCCGCCCAGGAGAGCCUGAGGUGGGAGGGGGUUAAGGAGGACCCCGCAGAGGAGGAGCAGAGACUGGAGAUCUACAGAGCCAACCGACGGAGGCGCUACCUGUUCGCCCAGCAGGGGCUCCCUGCCAAUGUCAUGCCUGCUGCAGUGCAGGAGUGGGGUCACCUCAUACAGGGCGGAGUCGGAGGCACAGCGUAG
Megalops cyprinoides (Indo-Pacific tarpon) is the source of this 678-nucleotide messenger RNA. It is a transcript of the gene c3h17orf97, whose product is annotated as chromosome 3 C17orf97 homolog. Lineage: Eukaryota; Metazoa; Chordata; Actinopteri; Elopiformes; Megalopidae. Bases 1 to 678 code for a protein of 225 amino acids. The transcript has 2 exons. The record is from RefSeq and is a predicted model, not a curated record. Gene Ontology annotation, biological process: protein arginylation.